This is a messenger RNA of Penicillium salamii, 750 nucleotides long. NCBI's taxonomy places the organism in Eukaryota, Fungi, Ascomycota, Eurotiomycetes, Eurotiales, Aspergillaceae. The record is from the annotation of a GenBank genome assembly.
AUGUCGGACAAUAUUCAUCUCAAUGUUGCUAUCCUGAGCUGCGAUACGCCGGUCGAGUCUGUCCUCAAGAAAUAUGGCGACUACUUCGUGAUAUACAAGGAGUUCCUGAGACAGGCUUUUGGGGACAUCAAAGUGACCUUUAGUGAGCACGACAUGGUUGAGAUGGAGCCAUUUCCUGACCUCAAGAAUGUUGACGCGAUGAUCAUGACUGGAAGCAAACACGAUGCCUGGUCCGAUGCUCCAUGGAUUCUGAGUCUCACAGACCAAAUUCAGCAGGCUCUGACACAUAAAGUACCGGUCGUCGGAAUUUGCUUCGGGCAUCAAAUACUCGCACGAGCACUUGGGGCGAAAGUGGGGAGAGGCGACAGCUGGGAAAUUUCAGUCGGAAAUGUCGAUUUAACCGAGUCCGGGAAGGCGCUAUUUGGAAAAGACACCUUGAGCAUCCAACAAAUGCACCGCGAUAUCGUUUUUACACUCCCAGAAGGUUGCGUGAAUCUUGGAACGAGUCCAUUAUGUCAAUUGCAGGGCCUAUACUCGCCCCACAAACUUCUUUCGGUACAGGGCCACCCUGAAUACCACGAAGGUAUCAUGAAUUGCAUCCUGGAAACCCGACAUGACAGUGGUGUGUUCAACGAUGAGUUGUACAAGGAUGCCAAGUCCCGCGCGGGAAAUCUACACGAUAGUUUAUUGAUAGGGCGUGUAAUUUCCAAGUUCGUACUGGACGCAAAGGUGGCGAGAUUGGAUGGAUAG